Molecule: messenger RNA, 669 nt
Organism: Arachis stenosperma
Lineage: Eukaryota; Viridiplantae; Streptophyta; Magnoliopsida; Fabales; Fabaceae
Exons: 1
Coding region: 1-669 (222 amino acids)
Source: RefSeq, a predicted model, not a curated record
AUGAAAAGGUUCAACUUGGCAUGCUUGGAGAUUCAGAAUCUCCCUACCAAAGCUGUGAUCAUGGGAUUGGUCAAUGGCCUUAGAGAAGGGCCAUGUUCCAAGUCAAUAUCUAAACGACACGCAUCUUCUUUGAAUGAAUUCCAAGAAAGGACAGAGAAAUAUAUCAACAUGGAAGAGAAUUCCCGACUAAGGGAACCUUUUCCACGAUCCAGCUUGCCCUAUCCAUCUCGGAAAAAAGAAAAAGAACCCAAAAAGAAGGAAGAUCAAAACUCAGAAAAGUCCCGAAAGUACCACAACUACACCCCUCUAAGAGUUUCUUUAGUGGAUGUUUACAGAGAGAUAUGCCACACAGAGAAGCUCCCACCUCAUCGCCCAAUUAAACAUAAGAAGGCAGGAAGUCAGACUGAAUACUGUGAGUACCAUAAGCUCUAUGGACAUUCUACCAAUGAAUGCUACGACUUGAAGAAUGCCAUAGAAAAGUUGGCCAGAGAAGGCCGAUUAGACAGAUAUCUGGUGAACAGGUCGGACGACCCAAGGAACAGAAGGAAGGAGGAAGACGAAGGACAACAAGAACGUCUACCACAGACCCCAGAGCGACACAUACACACGAUCUAUGGGAGAUUUGCUGGAGGAGGAAUGUCUAAAUCAUCACGGAAAAAGGUACUUUAA